This is a messenger RNA of Cylas formicarius (sweet potato weevil), 1430 nucleotides long. Its product is annotated as snurportin-1. Gene Ontology annotation, biological process: snRNA import into nucleus. Lineage: Eukaryota; Metazoa; Arthropoda; Insecta; Coleoptera; Brentidae. The record is from RefSeq and is a predicted model, not a curated record. The transcript has a single exon. Gene Ontology annotation, cellular component: cytoplasm; nucleus. Gene Ontology annotation, molecular function: protein binding. Bases 351 to 1298 code for a protein of 315 amino acids.
CCAGAAGUUUUGUAAAAAGCAUUACAGUAGUCUCUGGAAGUUUCUUUGAAAAAUUAGUAGUGUUUGUUUGGGGUUGAAGUUGAAAAGACCGUUUCGUAUAUCCAACGUUUCAUUACAAAGACGAUUAUUGAUUCAUAAUUUAUUUUCAAUGUGUUUGAUAUACUAUUCGCUUAUAAACGUUGUAAUUGAGGAAUUGUUAUGCGUUCUUUUUUGUCUCAUUCUUUGCCAAUGUCAGUGAACUUCAGCGUACAUAACCACACACAACAAGUCGAUUCUUUAUUCUUUCGCAAGUUCACUUAUUAGACGAUUCUGCUAUGUCGUCGACGUAAAUAAGUAAGUAACUAAUAAGCAUGGAGGCUAGAGUGGAGAUACCUUCAAGCAUAGAAUCAAACUUUUCCUCAUUGUACAAAUACUCAGGUAAAAAUGCGGAAGUAUCGCAGCAGGAACGCCGCGACCAAUUUUUAAAGGAGCAGAAAGAAAAACGGCACAAUUGCGUCGAUAAAUAUCGGGAUUUGACGCAAUUUUUUGGGGAAAAUGAUGACACGGAAACAUCGGCGGAGCCGAUGGAGUGCGAGACCCAGGUUAAAAAGCGGCGAAAACCAAUGCCCUUUUAUUUAAUGAAAUCGGAAUGGUUUUGUUACAUUCCAGAUGACCUCGCCGAUAAUUGGGUGGUAAAGUUCGUGCCUGAAGGAUUUCGAGUGUUAGUGCUGGCCAAGAAUCACCGUACUGAGUGCUACAACGAAAAAGGCAAAAUGAUGACCUUAAAAACUUGUCUACCUGGCGGCGGAUUGGACAGGAAUAACGGUGAAACAGUGUUAGAUUGUAUAUAUAGCAAGGCAAGCAAAACAAUUUUUGUGUUGGAUUGUUUGCGCUGGAAUACAAUGCUGAUGUUAGACAGUGAAACAACCUUUAGAUUUUACUGGCUCAAGACAAAAUUCGAUGAGAACGUGACAUACACCCAAUCCAAUAGGGGACACAAAUUGGAACUUUUGAAUUUUGUACCUGCCCAAACGCCACUGAUUCAAGAUGAAAUGUUCAGACCAAUGGUUAUUGAAGGGCAAAAAGUGUUAUAUGACGGUGUCGUUUUCUAUCACAAAGAAUCCCAUUAUGUGCUGGGCGAAACUCCACUAGUAGGUUGGCUGUUUUCAUACAUGUUGCCAGAAAAAUUGAAUAUUGAUGUUUUGCCAGAGAAUAUGGCAAAAAUGCCUAAAAAAUACAAGUGCCUGGAAGAAUAUUUGGAAAGAAAAUACAAAAAGGCAGAAAAAAGGCGAGGAGAAUUGAAAAUGGAGGUUUCCUGAAUGGCCAAAAAUGUGUUUUAACUUGUUUUCUGUCUUCGUGUUAUGUUUUGCUUUUUAUUUACUGUUGUAAACUUUUAUAGGGUGAAGGCGCUCAAUAAAACAGAAUGAUUUAAACUAGGGAACAAUUUAAUG